This is a messenger RNA of Homalodisca vitripennis (glassy-winged sharpshooter), 8760 nucleotides long. It is a transcript of the gene Wdr81, whose product is annotated as WD repeat-containing protein 81. The record is from RefSeq and is a predicted model, not a curated record. Gene Ontology annotation, cellular component: mitochondrion. The transcript is spliced from 32 exons. NCBI's taxonomy places the organism in Eukaryota, Metazoa, Arthropoda, Insecta, Hemiptera, Cicadellidae. Gene Ontology annotation, biological process: aggrephagy. Gene Ontology annotation, molecular function: phosphatidylinositol 3-kinase regulator activity; protein binding. The coding region runs from base 283 to 5580 and encodes 1765 amino acids.
ACUGGUCAGCUGUCAAACUGAAAUCUGAAAUGGAGUUAUGUUUACCUGUCUGGUGUUUGAUUGCAAUUUGAAGACCUUUUUAACGUGAUUGUGACUGUGUAUUUCGUUCAUGAACCACAAGUAAAUGCAAUUGUGAAUGGAAGAUGACAAGUUGCUAAACGAAUAAGAAUUGUGUUCCUUGAGCUCUGUAAUCAUAUAAACAUGCUUGUGACCAUUAUCACUGAAUUUGAAAUAGGCAAUAAGUAAUUUUGUCACGGUGUUUGUAAGGUACUGUAUAGAAAAAUGGAUGCUGCAGACAUAAUCCAUGAGCGGUUGAAGAUUCCUAUCAAAUAUUUGAAGAAUUUUUCAAAAUCAAAUAAAGUUGAAGGUAUUGUUCAUCGGACAUGGAUCAGGCAGUUGGUGGACCAGCGAGAAGUCCCCUCAGAGUUUCUGCUCCAUGACCAGUUGAGUCCAGCUGAAGUCGAGGCUUGGUUUAAACAAGGCGAGAACUUAGGUUCUGCUUGGCAGAAAUUGAUGUUUACGAUUCUUUGGAAACGAGACUGUCCUGUGAUUCCACUUCCAAGAGCCAAAUCUCGAUUGAAACCAGAAACUCCCCUCUCAUACAACCAAGUCCUCCAUUAUGUGUCACAUACAAAUUUCAAGAACUUGUGGAAAGAAGUCUACAAGAAAUACUCAAAUGGAUCCCUCCCAGGGUAUAUGAACCGCAGUCACGACCGCUCCACCGUUCAAUUGACAGAUAGUGCCAGCCUACUGCGAGAGGUUAUCUUUCGUGCUUACGGUUGCCCACUUGUGCCCCUUGAUGGUUCUAGUGGUGUAUGUACUACAGAUAGUGACAGAUGUGAAAGUGCUUUUCAUCCAAAUCUACUCCCUUGUAUAGUAGCUUUAGAGGCUAAAAAUUAUUUCAUACUUGUUCAUGAAAAUGUACCUGGCCAUACAUUAUUGGAUUGUGUGACAUUCAGCCCAGCCAUUCUUGGAACGAAUAGUAAAAUGUUGUUCCUUGUUUACCAACUACUAUGCUUACUGAGACAUAUACAUGAUUUGGGUUUAGUGUUGGCUGAUAUUACGCUGUCUGAUAUUUAUGUGGACUCUCAUCUUUGGAUCCAGGUUACUCCAAAACUGGAAGCAAACAUCUAUGAGCUGCCGCCCAAACCUCAGACCGACCAAGAAAUUUCCAGUGUAGAGAAAACCAAGAAGUCCCAUGAUAUCAACAGUCUAACGCUGGCAUGGGUGCGCGGUGCAAUGAGCAACUUGGACUAUCUCACUGCCCUCAAUAAUCUUGCUGGCAGAAGGUUUGGUGAUCCUCGUUGUCACCAUGUUCUUCCCUGGGUCACUGAUUUCUCGUCACCGAAUGGAGCCAACUGGAGAGAUCUCACCAAGAGCAAGUUCAGACUGAACAAGGGAGACAGACAGUUGGACCUCACUUACGAUGUUCCUCCUAGCUCUAACAUGGCUCAGGUGCCACAUCACAUAUCGGAUGUGCUAUCAGAGAUCACGUACUAUGUUUACUUGGCGCGUGUCACUCCACGGUCUGUGCUGUGUCAGCAUGUCAGGCCGCAGUGGGUUCCAGCCGAGUAUCCUUCAUCCAUACAACGUCUGCAACAGUGGACACCAGAUGAGUGCAUCCCCGAACUGUUCACAGACCCUAGUGUCUUCAAGUCAAUCCAUCCAGACUUGCCUGACCUUGAGUUGCCUGCCUGGGCAUCAUCUGCCGAACAGCUGAUAGCUCAUCACAGGGCAGCCUUGGAGAGCAACUACGUCAGUGAUAGACUACAUCAUUGGAUUGAUCUCACUUUCGGCUAUAAGUUGUCCGGGCAGGCAGCCGUGAAGAGCAAAAACGUGUGCCUCCAGUUGGUGGACAAACACACUGGACUGACCGACUAUGGGGUAGUGCAGCUGUUCUCUGCUCCCCACCCUGGGCGUGUCACUCCCUCUCCAUUUUGGGGCCUUACCCCACCUCAUACUUACCGGCAGACUACAAAAACGGGUAGUGACGAAGAGGAAGGCCCCAGUAGUGGAGGAGAAGAAAACAUCUCCACCAAUCACAUGCCGCAUUCCUCUCCUUUAGCACUUACGCGGCUCCUGAGCAGAUCCCGCAGCUCACUACAGACAAGUGGUUCGUCUCCUGGUGACAAGCAAGGGACUAUAAGUCUCCCUCAUGACUACAACCCUGUGGCCCUGCUAACAGCUGUGGAAACUUUACACACAUUCACAGGGCCACAUGCUGACACUACCCUACCAGCCGCGGGGGACCAGCUCAGCCAGGCAGCUCAGUGUAAACAAGUGGUGGCAGCCAGGCGUCAACAGGAGAUGCAGGUCUUAGGAUGUCUGAUAGUCGAGAUGUUCCUCUCCAACAAGUUGCGACUGUCUGGCUCUACUCUUGUGUUUGCUGAGCGUUUGUCAAUCUGUCGCAAGAUGCUCUCAGCUAAUCGUGACUCACUGCCUCGUUAUGUCCGGUCUCUUGUUACCCUUCUGUUGGAUGAUUCAGGAAGUGAAGCUCCUAUAACGAGCUUGGGGACUCCUCCUCCCUCCGCUCACCAGCUGCUACAACCUGCUCUCUCUUCCCCUCUGCUACCACUCCCACCAUACUUCACUACACUGUACAGUCUGGUGACAUCGUUACAUGAGCACUGUCAGGCAGUCAAUGUACUGUAUAGGCUGAGGGAAACACAUCCUGACAGUGAGGAGAUACUUAAUUCUUCCAUACAACAACUCAGUGAAUGGAAGGUUCAGUCAGUGGCCAAGUAUCUACAGCAGCUUGUAGACAUGUCUCAGUUCUCAGUGGAACUUGUUCUCAGUUAUAUACUGCAGUUGAUGACAGACCCUGAUACUGCAGUCUCUGCGGCGUGGUACCUCUUUGACCCCAUUUCCAAGUUGCUGGGUCCCACAGCUAGUGCCAAAGUACUGCUGGAGCCCCUUGUGCAUCUGUACGAUUGUGAUCACUCACUUGGCUCUCCGCGCCAACUCAAAAAACGGAUCAAGCUAUACCACAGAAGCUUUCUGUUGCGCCUGAUCGUGCGGUUCCGCCUGCGAGUGUUUCUAGAUCACUUCAUCACUCCUCUCGUGGAGGCUGUGGGAGGCUACCAUGAUGUUGAUGUGACGUUGCCUGUCACUGCUAAUGAACAAUCAGAUAGUGAUGUAGAAGAAGCCACUGAAUGUCCAAGUGUUCUCUCACCUCUUGAUGAAGAUUCUUCUGCAGAUUCAGAAAAAACUCCAGUUGUCGAGGGGAAAUCAGAUGCUGACGUGUUAGAGACAGAUACGGAACUAGAGCCUGAAGUAUUUGUUUUGGAGACGGAUGACAAUGUUGGCGAACUGAACCAAACUGAACAGAUUGCCUCACUCCUACUAGACCUACAGACAGAUGAUACAGAAGACACAGAGUCGCAAAGAGACACUCCGACACACGAGUUGACUCGGGAGGUGAAGGGGAGUCUGGUGGAGCAGGACAUGGAGACUUGGAGCACUGACAAUGAAGAACCAAAGAAACCUGUAACAGAGUACAACAAGACAUAUCUGUUGGAGGUGUCUGAGGUGGGAGUAGCCAGCAUGCAGUGGUUGGCUCACCGACUAGGCCCCGUACUGACGGCUACACACCUCAGCCGUAACCUACUCCGCAUGCUGAGUCUGUGUUACGCAGGCCAAGGCUGCAGUCAGGUCCACCAGUCUCAGCUCCAGGGGGAUGAUAGUGCGACCAGUGUACUCCAGUGUCUAACGUCUAUUGUAGGUUUAUAUGGGGAACAAUUUAUAGUUUUGCAGUAUCUGCCUGCUACCGCUGAUGUGAUUUCACUUGCACGGAAAAAGUUGACUAGCAGUUUAGAAGCUGGGGUCGUGGCACACCUGAUGUUGCUUUCUCACUGUAUGCCUCAUCUGUCAGACAAUACCUUACAUCAACUAUUUCAGGAGGUGAUCCUAUCUCGUGUAUGUGGACCUGCACUGCGUUUGCUCUCCUCCACCCGACAGCUAUUCCCAGGACAUGUUUCUGCACGCCGUGCUGUUGUGCUUAAACUCGUGGACUGUCUUCAUGCUCUUAUGUUGAGAGCUACAACUCAGCAAAAGAUUGCUCUUGUACAUACGAUCUCCAGGUUUUACUUAGCCUUCAGUAAAGCCAGAGGUCAGCACGAGGAGAGCAGAGGAGAUGAUCAAGUCAGUAAAGUGAAAGAAUAUGAUGCAGCAGAUUCCUUCUCUCCUCCUCAGUCCAACACAGCUGACGGUGACUGCAUUAAAUCUAAGGCUUUAGAAGAAUUGGCAUCAGUAAUGACAGAAGAAUUGGCUUAUUGGUCUUAUAUUCCUUUUUCUAACUUUUUUGGAGAACCCUUGAUGGAACAGUCAUUGAAAAAUUACUCUCUCAUAAAACAGCUUUGUGCUGAAUAUCUUCAGAGUUGUGAUAACUCUCAAACUGAAAAUGGUCAAACUCUUGAUCAACAAGGGGAAAGUGAUGUAGAGGAUUCGGUUGGAAGUUUAGGUACAAAUGUGGUUAUUAUAGGCAACAGGAUUGAUUUGCAAGAACCAUCACUUGGCAGAUCUGCUAGUCCAAACACAAGUGUACCGAAUGAAGACAAUACUGAUAGUGGUAGCAGACGACAUGAAAAUAACAGCAGACAUCUGAAGGGCAACUGGCUGAGUUACUGGCAGCACGAAGUGGGACACACGUCUAGCCAGUUCAACAUCAAGCAGAUCCGGCUGUUGGGGUUCUCUGGCCAUGGCAAUAGUGUGCGAUCACUCGUCACUCUCGACAACGAGAACAGCUUCCUGUCUGCCAGCCGUGACAAGACUGUCAAAGUCUGGUCUCUUCGGAGCAUGGGAGAUGGGAGUACCACUUGUCCGGCUCAGUGGACCUACACCGGUCAUCGAAAGUCUGUUUUGUCUGUGGGGUUCUGUGAGGCCUCUCGUCUAGCUGUCAGUUGCGAUUCUGUUGUUCAUCUGUGGGAUCCGUAUGUGGGCAGAAUCGUCUCACAGACUGAUCCCACACGAAACCCACCAGUAAACACUCUACGGUGUUUGCCUGCACCAAGCUAUCAGAUUCUAGCGGCAACUACAGAUCCUACUCUGAGAACUUUGGAUUCCAGGGUGGGAGGUUACGUUAAUGAACUAAAGGUGGCUGUGAACAGUGCUGGCCUGAUCAGAUGUAUAUGUGUGGCACCAGGAGGUGCAUGGGUGGCGUUAGGGCAGGCAUCAGGAUUCCUGACUGUCAUUGACUUGCGGACCGGUACCAUGCUAGCGGCAUGGAAGGGACAUGAUGGCGAGGUAUUACAAUUGGUUGCUGUCAAUGAUCAGACAAUAAUCAGUUCGUCUCUGGAUCAAGCUGUCUCUGUCUGGAAUGCAUUAGAUGGGAAAUUAAAGUUCAAUAUUAAGGGGUCUACAGAGCCUGUGCAUUGUUUGGAUCUCUACGGUGGUGAGCUAAUCUCUGGAACAACAGCAAACAGAAUUGGAGUUCAUACAUCAAUAGAUCCUUCAGCAACUUUCUCUUCCACUCGUCUUCGUUCAGACAGCUUCAGAGGUGUUCUCACAACACUCCAGGUGCUUCCAUUGAAUAGACUUCUUCUCUUGGGAGCUGAUACUGGAGCCAUCACACUCAUAUGUUGAUGGGAGGUUUAAUGAAGUAUGAUAUAGGAGUUGUUACAUCCUUGUGUUAAUAGGAUGUGUGGUCGGAUGUGUUGGGAGUUAUCAUUUAAGCCAUCACAUGUAUCUGUUAGUUGGUGGUUUAAAAAAUAACACAAUGGGAAAGAUGUGAUAUUCCAUUCCAUGGUAGUAGUCAUACUUAUCAACGCCUAUCAUCAAAGGUAAGGUGGCCGUAGACCAGGAAAAUCAGGAAGCCAGGAAAUAUUUUGUUUCAGGAAAAUACUGGAAAUUGCCAAGAUCUCGUUGUAGACCUGACAAAAUCUCAAACACAAUGUUUCUACUUCAAAGACUUUGGACAAAAAAUAUCAUUUUAACAGUUCUUAGAAUUGAGCAUUAAUUAAUCUCGCAUUUUGUAUUUUACAACUUGUGAUCUGUCACUAAAGAUUGACAACGUGUGAGUGAUAAUUUCACUUGUGUUGUGACAGCACAUGAUUUGACCAUGUAUGGUGUGAUUAACCAUGCGUUUGUGACAUCAUUUAAUCCAAGGUGCAGUGGGAUUGAUCUUUGUUAAGUUCUUUUCUCACUUCACUAAGGCGUUACGCUCUGUGCUGAUAUCUUUAGGUUGAGAAAUAUUAGCAUUAUUUAAGAUCCCCUAAUAUUAAUGUAAUUAAUAAAAUUUGUUUCUCAUUAUAACAUUUUUUUAUGAAGUACGUCAUAGCAGAGACCAAUAAUACAUUAGACUGUCGAUCCUUACGGGAGAAGUGUGCCGACUCGGUGUCAGCCACAUUGUUGAAGUGUUGAUAGCCCACCCUAGAUUGCACUGCACUGUGCUGUCCUCUAACCUGAACUUUUUCAUCUAUUGUCACCACCCUCUCCUGUAUCCCCUUGUUCAUCACGCCCCAUCUCCACUCGUCAGCUUAUUUACAGAAUAGAUUCGCCAGAGUGAAAUAUAAUCCCUCUGUUCUUGCUGGCCUCUAAUUUCACCAUAUGAUUACCAGUCUACUUCUAUUAUUGGUCUCUGAUCAAAGUCUCUUAUCAAAGAAAGUUAAUUGACUACAACUAAUUUGAAACUGUGUAUGUAAUUUUUUGUGCUGAGUAUCUUAAGAUUUUUAUGUUAAAUUAAAUGAUGUCUAGAAAUGUGGUUCAUGUUAAAUGCAUGAAAUUUUGAGGCUGACAACACAUUUCUCCGAAACAUAGUACCAAGAUGAUGCUAUUAGAUUUUUCAAUUAGCUUCCAAUUAGCAUCUCCUCCAAUAAUUGGCUGUGUGUAGGGUAGAAAAGUCAUAAUUGAAAAUCAUUUGUCUUCAGAAAGAAGGUAUUUUGCAAAACAAUAGAGAAUAAACAGAAAUACGGUCUUGAAUACAUGUACAAACAGAAGCUGAAUGUUUCAACACUUACAAAAUUUAUCUUAGUAAUAUUCACUAUUAUCUAAAAAAUUAUUUUCACUCUCUAUUGGUGAAGAUCAUAUUGAUGGAGAUGAGUACUACCAAAUUGUUACCAAACAGAAUGAAUCCAGUCAAAGAAAAGAGAGCUUAUAAAAAUGGCAAUAAUGAGGAUAUGAGAUUAGGCAAAGUAAAGUUCAGCCUUGAAGAUUGGAAAUGCUCUGCUCUGUUAUUAUUGUAAUAUUGUUUUAAAAAAUUAUUGAGAAUCUAGUGUACAUACACUUAUUACAAGUUAUAUUGUAACAAAUUGUUAAAACAAUAUGAUCUCUGGAAAUGAUCUUAAUUGUUGUAAAACAAGGAACAUUCCAUCCUCAAUAGUGUAGUAAUAAUGUAAUCUACAUUAUAUUUUGUGAUAUAUAGUGAUGUCUUAUUAUUAAUGUACAUCUUAUAAUAACAAAUUCUUAUAUACUAUAUUUAUAAUCAGCUUUGAUAUUAUCAUGUAUAUCUAGUCUAAUAAGCAUUAUAUGUACUUUUUAAUACUUAUAAUUAUUAGAAAAUAAUUUUGUAUUUGUAUUUCAUAAAUAAGGCCUGCAUAGCCUCGAGGAAGUCUGUCUGUGAGCGAUAAACCUGUUUAAGAAUGUGAGGUGUUUUUCUUAAGUAUGGGUCGUUUUGCUGUAUACACAGAAGCAAUACAUGAGAGCACCAAAACAAGCACUUGAAUGGUGUCCUGGCAUUUAUUUGGAAUAACUACUUAGUUGCAGCUAUGUAACUAACCUGCACAGUGUACAGUCCACCUGCCCCGUUUAAGGUUUGAUCAGUGGUACCAGCAGAUUUGUAAAGUUUAUGAGUUAAUGAUAUGAAUGAAGGCAAACUGUAAAUUGAUUAGAGAUUUCAAAGCUUUCCACUACUGGUCACCCAUCUUUGAUCACAGACAAUUUGGUGGCUUUAGUUUAAGACAGAUGCUUCACAAUAACCAUUCUUUUAAAAAAAUUUUCUCAUGUAUGUAGGUCAGUGCUGUCCAACAUAUUUUCAUAAACUUAAACUCUAAGGAACUGUGAUCCUACGACAAUGCAAGGCCUCACACUGCUACUCAAACCUAAACCUUUAGAAUUUUUUUUGCUGGGAAGUUUUCGACCACCCAACCUACAAGUCCUACCUGCAUGAACAAUUUCCUUAUUUUACGCCAUCUCAAACAUCACAUUCUUGGAGACCACUACAAUGACAUAGAGUUCAAAACGGUUGUGAAUUCUUAGUUAUCAGAGCAGGUGGCAACAUGAAAUAUGCUAUAACUGUUUAAACUAACUCAAAAAGAUGUUAAAAAUAGAUAAAAGUAUAUUUAUUUUUAAUUUUAAACGGCCCUUACUUAAAAAAUCACUAUUAAUGAGUAAAAUAAUUAAUGAGAGCAAGCCUGUUGAGUAUGAAUUGAACAAUCAUUAUGAUAAUAAUGUAACACAAACAGAAUUUGAGUUAAACUAUUCAAACUUAAGAUAGAGUUUUAGUUUUAUUUAUUAAUUUAUCUUUGAAUGACUAGUGCUGAAAUUAAUGCUGAUAAUUAGAAAUGUGCAUAAUCAGAUAGUUGUGAAUACAUGAUAUUAUUUUUAUAUCUAUAUGACUGAUAAGUUGUUGAAUAAUGUUAGCUUUGUAUUAAUAUAGUGUAAUGAAAAUACAUUGUAGCUGUUUAUGUAUUGUUGAUUGAUAUGAAAAUAAUCUGAAUGUCUUAGGCCAUUACUAACUUAGAAACUUGCUAUCACAGAUAGCAGUUGACUAACAGUCACUCUUUCUGAUUUAAACUUCCUUUGGAUCUAUAAAGUUAAUUUUUUUAA